GCCCGAACAGAGAGCAUUCCUGAGCUCGUGCAGCCUACAGAAGCUCGGUGCGUCUGAUCCGCAGCACCCUCGGUCCAUUUCGCGCGGCCCGAGUCCUGUGGGAUUCGCAGAGCCCAGGUUGGGGACCUCGGUUCCCGGUGCGUAGCGGAGGUCGCCGCGGCGCUUAGGAGAUGCCCCGGAGCGAGGCGCGUCAGAACGCGCCGUCGGACCCAGCGCGGGCAGAGCUAGCGCCUGAGUUUGCAGCUCAGCUCAGGAGGAUUGGAGACAAACUGUAUUUAGCUUGGCGUGAACCCGACAUCACUGAGGUGCUGGCGGAGAUGCCUAGCAAGAAGACGCAAAAGAGCGCGACGAGGAGCCCGAGCCCAACGCCGGGCCCAGCAGAUGUGGAAGAUGAGUUUACUCAACUCCGGAGAAUUGGAGACAAACUGAAUUUCUGGCAGAAACUUCUGAAUUUUAUUUCCAAGCUCUUUAAUUCAGUAACCUGAGUUCAUCAAAAGCUUUUGCAAGCAGGGACUCCUAAAAAGGAAGGUUCCCCAGUUGGUGCAAAUGUCUAUUAUGGGAUGGACAGUGAUGUGAUGGAGGGGGAUGCUUCUGAGCACAGAUCGUGAAUGGCAUGAAUGAAUUUCUUCAGAAAAGGUUUCAGAAACCUUUCUUUGUGCUGUGAUAACGUGAAACCACAUUCCUUUUAAAACGAGACAAGAGGAAUCAUGGGAAUAGGGAAGAAACUGUCUUUUGAGAGUUGUCUGGUGUCUUUGCCAAGGCUGUUGUCCUGAGUCAUGGGAAGGGGCGUGGCAAAUGAUUACAUCCGAUGGGGAUAGUUGUUCAGUAUUGCCUUUUCCUUUUUGACAGCAACUCCAGAAUAACGUGUACUAUUUAGUUUCAUUCACUUAAUCUUCUGAAAGGAAACAUUUAAUUUUUGUUAACAUUGAGUGUUAUAGUGAAUACUGAUUUUAUAAGUCACUGUGAACCUAUUGUGUCUACUUAGGUGACUUUUUUUUUUUUAAAGUUGAGGCAGGAUUUCUCUGGUUAACAAUGCUGUCUGUUCUGGAACUUAUUUUGUAUACCAGGCUGGUCUCGAACUCAGAGAUCCGCCAGUGUCUGCCUCCCAAGUCCUGGGCACUAAAGGCAUGCGCCAGCAUUGCCCAGCUGACUUUUAAGUGUGUUACUGUAACCAUUAACUGGAAAGUAUGGAAAGCCACCCUAUAACUGGAAAAAGUUAGAAGUAUUUCAAGGUCACUUGGUGUCAGUAAAAUUCUUGCAGAUUGAUUAUUACGUGAUAAAGAAAAUUGGGAUAUUAUGUAGACAAUGAAAAACAAACUUUUUAAAGUUGAUAUAAUUAAAACUUAGUAAAAGAUUCAUAAGAAGUUUCUAAAAUUUUAUAGCCUGCCACAAGUAUUUCUUAGAAGGUUUUUGGGUUUUGGUUUGCUUUUUUAAAGACAGCAUUUCUUUGUAUCUCUGACUGUCCUGGGAACUCACUAUAUAGAUCAGGCUAGCCCUAAACUCAGAGAUAGCCCCAUCUCUGCUCCCCCAAGCCAUUCCCACCUCCUCAGCUUUAGAGUUUCAUUUUUAAUUCAGGAUAUAAAUGUGAAACUCAAACUACUCCAUAACAAAUCAAUUCUGGUUAACAGAGGUAAGAGACUGGAAUUCCUUAAAAGGCACACAGAUGGCCAACAGAUCUGUGAUUCAGAGAAAGGUAAAUGAAAACCACCAGCCAAAAUGAAAGAUAGCAAGUGUUGUUAGGACUCAAGAAGAGAAAGAAUUUCUGUAGGUCUUUGUUAGGGUUGUUAGGUAGGAUGCCCACUUUGUUGAACAGCAUUGAGGUUCUUUUAUUAUUUGUAUUAGCUAAGACAGGGAAGUUAUCAGAGGCUGAGAGGGUUUUAAAAGUGGGAGUAUAACAAAAUUGAGCCUUAAAAACCUGGAAAUGUUGUUUGUUAAACCUGUACAUUUAUAUUUUGACAAAAGUCACAGACAACAAAUAAUAGGAAUAAGGUGGCUUGGGGAGGUGGGAAAAUGGCCACCCCAGCGGAAGUGAAUCCUGACGUUCUGAAUCCUGACGUUCUUUUAUACAACAAGGCGACUGCAAUUGGGAAAUGAGGUCAUGAUUGAGUUUUACCAGAAGUAAUUUAUUUUACUUAUUUAUAGUUGAAAUUUUUGUUUCAUUUGAACACGUAUGUCACUUUCAUUUCUGUUAUGAGACAAGGGUUUCGUAACACCGUGAAGGGUGUCAUAUAGCUAGUCACUUUGGAUGAACUUACCUCAGUAGUUAGUGGGCCUCAGCAUUAAGGUUUUCACUUUGAAGAUUUUUUUUUUCUUGGCCUAAAGGUAGACAGACAGUUUACCAAAUGUGUAUUUAUGGUCUGUGACUGUAUUUAUAUGUUUGUUUCUGAAGACCAAUCUUAUGGUCUGGACUAUUAAAUAGAGUUGAAUACAG
Molecule: messenger RNA, 2431 nt
Organism: Chionomys nivalis (European snow vole)
Lineage: Eukaryota; Metazoa; Chordata; Mammalia; Rodentia; Cricetidae
Gene: Pmaip1
Product: phorbol-12-myristate-13-acetate-induced protein 1
Exons: 3
Coding region: 171-485 (104 amino acids)
Biological process (GO): apoptotic process; DNA damage response; release of cytochrome c from mitochondria
Cellular component (GO): mitochondrion
Source: RefSeq, a predicted model, not a curated record